This is a messenger RNA of Morchella sextelata, 1524 nucleotides long. RefSeq lists its product as uncharacterized. Gene Ontology annotation, molecular function: cyclin-dependent protein serine/threonine kinase regulator activity. Bases 1 to 1524 code for a protein of 507 amino acids. The record is from RefSeq and is a predicted model, not a curated record. Gene Ontology annotation, biological process: regulation of cyclin-dependent protein serine/threonine kinase activity; G2/M transition of mitotic cell cycle. The transcript is spliced from 4 exons. NCBI's taxonomy places the organism in Eukaryota, Fungi, Ascomycota, Pezizomycetes, Pezizales, Morchellaceae. Gene Ontology annotation, cellular component: centrosome; cyclin-dependent protein kinase holoenzyme complex; cytoplasm.
AUGCGUCGAGCCGCCCGCGUUCGCUCAGCGAGCAACAUCGAGGCCAAUGAUGAGAACAAGGCUACUACAACAACCCGUCUAACCCGGGCUAAGGCCGCCGCCCUUUCUACAGAUGCUGCCUCCACCAAGUUGACUACCUCGAAGUUGUCCACAACCACCACAACUGCCGCCCAAAACAACCGAAAGCGUGCCGCCUUGGGAGAUGUCAGUAACGUCGUGAAGGCUGAUGGUGGAGCAGUUGAGGAGAGCAAGAAGGUUGGAGGAAAGAAAAUUUCUGGCAAGAUUGCCCUGACAACUAAGGCUGCGGCUACCAAUGGGGUCACCAAAACUACACGUACCGCCAAAGCUGCACCAAUCAAGAAUACUGGGAAGGAGGAAGAGGUUAAGAGAACAAACAAUGGAUCUGGGGUUAUGGCGAAGAGCAGGAAGAGGACCACCACCGCUGCUGCCGCUGCUGCUAAGGCCAAGAAGGAAGUCGUUGUUGAGGAAAAAGACGCGUCUUCGGUUACAACCACCACCACCGCUGCAGCUGCCACCACCGUCAAGGCCGUUGCCGCUGUUGAGCUUAAAGUUAAGGUUGAUGCCAAGGAGGCCGAGCCAGUUGUUCAUGCCUCUAAGAAGAUCCGCACCAAGGAGCCUGCUCCUCGUCCUCCUCACAAUGAUCUCGACGAUGAGGAUGCUGAUGAUCCAUUGAUGGUUUCUGAGUAUGUUAGUGAAAUUUUUGACUAUCUUCGUGAAAUUGAGCCAGCCACUCAGCCAAACCCUGAUUACAUGGACCAUCAAGAUGAGCUUAAGUGGAAAAUGCGUGGAAUUCUUAUUGAUUGGCUCAUUGAGGUUCAUACUCGCUUCCGCCUUUUGCCUGAAACCUUGUUUCUUGCUGUCAACAUUGUCGAUCGUUUCUUGAGCAGCAAGGUUGUUAAGUUGGACAAGCUCCAGUUGGUUGGUGUCACCGCUAUGUUCAUUGCCGCUAAGUACGAGGAGGUUUUCUCCCCUCACGUUCAGUACUUCCGUCACGUUGCCGAUGACGGAUUCACUGAAGAGGAGAUCUUGCGCGCUGAACGUUUUGUUCUUUCAACUCUUGAUUACAACCUCUCUUAUCCUAAUCCUAUGAAUUUCCUGAGACGUAUCUCCAAGGCAGACCAGUACGACUUCCAGACCAGGACUGUCGCCAAGUACCUUAUGGAGAUUAGCUUGUUGGACCAUAGGUUCAUGGAAUUCUUGCCAAGUCACGUCGCAGCUGCUGCUAUGUACUUGUCCAGGAUGAUGCUUGAGCGUGGACCUUGGGAUGCCGAUUUGAUUCACUACUCUGAUUACACUGAGGAUCAGAUCAUGCCUGUCUUCCACCUUAUGAUUGAUUAUCUUGCUCGCCCCGUCAAGCAUGAGGCGUUCUUCAAGAAGUAUGCCAGUAAGAAAUUCAUGAAGGCUUCCAUGCAUGCUCGCCAGUGGGCCAAGAAGAAUGCGAAGGCUCACGGUAUUGAUGUCUCUGCUCCGGAGCCUGUUGAGUCUGAGGAAGAGUCCCGGUGA